CCCGUCAGCGCCGGUCCGGGCUCAGCGGCCCAUUCUCUGACGCCGCGGCUCGUAGCGCAAGGCCCCGGGGCACCUUUCUGUGGUGAAGCGGGGUCGGUGUGGCAGGCUGCCGGUUCUCGAUGUGCUGGUGGGCCUGGGGCUGCACCAUGACGACUGCCUCAGCAGAUAGCUCUGGUAACUAUGAAAAGUGGCGGACAGAAUUGAGCCAGAGUUACAGUAGCUCUGGUUUGGACUAUUCAGAAGAUACCUUUGAGCCCUUCAGCGAGGAGGAAGAAGCCUGUUGGCAGUGAGGGAGUGACCCAUCUGAACUGUAUUAUUGUUCCACAGAGGAUUUAGAGGGGUCUGCUGUGUCAGAUGUGUUGGAAAGCAUGUCACGGUUGGCAGGCCAAAAUCAUGCAGAUGAGCGGUCUGAAGUAGUGGAUUCUGCAGCUAUAGAAAGAAAUGUCAUGGGAAAAUGGAUUGAUCUGAAAAAUAAAGAAGGUGGCAUUAAGCAAGACAAAUCUGUCAUCCAAACUCAUGUUGAAAUUACUGAAUUAUUAGAUGGAGAACUGGAUGCUCUCCGGUCUUUUUGCACCAUGAAGAUAAGCAAGAUGCGUCAGCAGCUGAUCUCUAAGCAGGCAAACGGUGGCAAGUCAAGAAAGCUGCAGCAUGGAUUCACAGCAAAGAAACCGGAGACAAGUGACUUGAACAGCAUUGUUCCUGAUCAGCUAAUGAACAGAAUCCGCCUGAAAAAUAUCAGAGAGACUGUUAAACAGGUGACACAAGCGCAAAUCCACGAAUCUUCAGUGUGCCCUGACUGUCAGAAGAAGGAAGCAGAGCUAGCCAAGAUUACCUUUCUCAGAAGAAAGAAGAUUCGAAUGGAAAGUGCUUUAAUCCAAGAGAAACUGGAAGAACAGAUUUACUCCAGAGAUGUGCUUACACUUAUAGGAGAAGCACUCAGAAGCCUUCCCAAACCUUCAGAGGAUCCCCAGAACUUAUGGCAAAGGCUGAAAGGUCAGAAAAUAAGCAUCCUGCCCAAAAGAAGCUCCAUCCUAAAACAUGAUACCAGAUGAAGGGGGAAUCGGUAACCAGGUGGAUUGCCACAACAAAGCCAAGAAGCCUGAUGUGUCCGGUUAGUAUAAAACUACAGGAGAGCUUGUCUGCUGCUCACCCAAAAAUGACUCAAACAGUCAUCGAAGAAGUUGCACCUGCCUACAGAG
Messenger RNA from Gymnogyps californianus (California condor), 1199 nucleotides. RefSeq names its product chromosome 9 C8orf48 homolog (gene C9H8orf48). NCBI's taxonomy places the organism in Eukaryota, Metazoa, Chordata, Aves, Accipitriformes, Cathartidae. The record is from RefSeq and is a predicted model, not a curated record. The transcript is spliced from 7 exons.